AUGGAGUGGGGCAAUUACUCCACGUACGCCGACUUCGUCCUCCUGGGCAUGUUCAGCGGUACGCGAUUUCCCUGGCUCCUCUCCAUUGUGCCCAAGAUGCUGGCCGACCAGGCCAUGGGCCAGAGGACUAUUUCCUUUGCAGGAUGCACUGCCCAGAACUUCCUCUACUUGACCUUAUCAGGGGCCGAAUCCUUCUUCCUAGGCCUUAUGUCCUACGACCGCUAUGUCGCCAUCUGCCACCCUCUGCGCUACCCAGUCCUCAUGAGCCGCAAGGUCUGCUUGUUGAUCGUGGCAGCAGCCUGGCUGGGAGGCUCUGCAGAUGGCUUUCUGCUCACCCCAGUCACCAUGCAGUUCCCCUUCUGUGCCUCUCGGGAAAUCAACCACUUCUUCUGCGAGGUUCCUGCCCUGCUGAAGCUCUCCUGUACAGACACCUCGACCUAUGAGACAGCCAUGUAUGUCUGCUGCAUUCUGAUGCUCCUCAUACCUUUCUCUGUCAUUUCAGCCUCCUACACAAGGAUUCUCAUCACUGUUUGCAGGAUGAGUGAGGCAGGAGGGAGGCGAAAGGCCAUGGCCACCUGCUCCUCACACAUGGUGCUGGUUAGCCUCUACUAUGGGGCCGCCAUGUACACAUACGUGCUGCCUCUCUCCUACCACACCCCUGCGAAGGACAAAGUCGUGUCUGCCUUCUACACCAUCCUCACCCCCAUAUUCAACCCUCUCAUCUAUAGCCUCAGGAAUAAGGAUGUCAUAGGGGCCUUGCAGAAGACCAUGGGGAGGCUAUUUUCCUCAGAGAAGGUAACUGCUUUCUGA
Tupaia belangeri chinensis (Chinese tree shrew) is the source of this 810-nucleotide messenger RNA. RefSeq names its product olfactory receptor 2T27. Gene Ontology annotation, cellular component: membrane. The record is from RefSeq and is a predicted model, not a curated record. Lineage: Eukaryota; Metazoa; Chordata; Mammalia; Scandentia; Tupaiidae. Bases 1 to 810 code for a protein of 269 amino acids. Gene Ontology annotation, molecular function: olfactory receptor activity; G protein-coupled receptor activity. The transcript has a single exon. Gene Ontology annotation, biological process: G protein-coupled receptor signaling pathway.